Messenger RNA from Halteromyces radiatus, 1530 nucleotides. Its product is annotated as putative MFS transporter. The transcript has 8 exons. Bases 1 to 1530 code for a protein of 509 amino acids. The record is from RefSeq and is a predicted model, not a curated record. Lineage: Eukaryota; Fungi; Mucoromycota; Mucoromycetes; Mucorales; Cunninghamellaceae. Gene Ontology annotation, biological process: transmembrane transport. Gene Ontology annotation, cellular component: membrane. Gene Ontology annotation, molecular function: transmembrane transporter activity.
AUGGAGACACCAACAGAUGAAAUCAAAAAUGGACCAUCAUCAUCAUCACCAAUUGUAUCAGAAACGUCUAUAGUAGCAUCUACCAAACCAGACGACGAUGAUAUUACCGCUUACACUACAAUGAUGAUGACAGAAGAGGAAAGAGGAUUGGAAAAGAAGUUGUUACGCAAACAAGAUAUUCGGAUGAUUCCUUGGUUAUCUCUUCUUUACUUGAUGUUAAGUUUAGAUAGAAACAAUAUUGGAAAUGCACGAUUAGGUGGACUGGAACAGGAUCUACAUAUGGAAGGCAAUGAUUACUACACAGCUUUGACGAUCUUUUUUGCUGGAUAUGUCAUUUUCCAUAUUCCUUCCAACUUGCUGGUGAAAAGAUUACGACCUUCAUUUUGGAUCUCCUUUACAAUGGUGAUGUGGGGAAUAUGUUCUUUUUGCCAAGCUUUUACUCAUAAUGCAGCCGGUUUGAUUGCUUGUCGAUUUUUCCUUGGUAUAUUUGAAUGUGGUGUUGGUCCCUCGUUACCUUUUUUCUUAUCCUUAUGGUAUCAAAAAGAUGAAUUGGCAUUACGUGUGGCAAUCUAUUUUGGUUCAAGUACGUUGGCGGGAGCGUUUUCAGGGGCAAUUGCAUAUGGUGUUCUAGCUACUCUUAACGGUGCGCACGGUAUUGCAGGCUGGCGUUGGAUUUUCAUUGUAGAAGCUGUACCUACCAUUGCUCUUGGAUUAUUAUCUGUGAUGAUGAUCCCGGACCUACCUACAUCAGUGAAUCGACGUUGGCUUACAUCUGAAGAACAAGAAUUAGCGAUCAAACGUGCGACUAUCAGUGGCAAUACGGAUAAUCGACCUUUCGACAAGAAACAACUUUUUGCAGCAUUAAUGGAUUAUAAGAAUUGGUUAACUGUAAUCAUCUAUGUUGGUUUGAAUGUUGCUCUGGGAAGUUAUGCAGUGUUUCUACCAACGAUUAUUCGUGAUUUAGGAUUUACAUCAUUAAAUGCUCAAUUAUUAUCAAUUCCACCUUAUGCUGUUGCAUGCUGCUUGGUAUUCUUAGUUUCUUGGAACUCUGAUCGUAUUGUACAACGUGGUUAUCAUAUCAUGACAAUGGCUAGUAUAGGUGCCCUUGGAUAUAUCUUUUUAUUGGCUAGUGAAAAUCUGGGACUUCGAUAUACGGGAGCUAUCCUUGUGGCAUGUGGUAUUUAUCCUAUCAUUCCUUUGACAUUAUCAUGGUUAUCCAACAAUCAACUUGGUCAUACAAAACGUGGUGUCGCCAUUGCUAUGGUUUCUAUGAUUGCUCAAGCAUUUGCCAUUUUAGGUACACAGAUCUACCGAACUGAAGAUAGUCCAAGAUUUAUCCGAGGUCAUGCCGUUUGUCUUGCCUUUAUGAUUUUAACAGGCUUAACAGCUGGGUUAUUACGAUUUCUUUUACAGCGUGAAAACAAGAAACGUGAUCGCGAGUAUGGUAUAAAUACUAUCAAGGAUUUGUCUAGUUUGCAGGAUAUUGAUAUUUUAUAUGAUUCCCAUCCACAAUUUCGUUAUACUUUGUAA